CCGCCGCCCGGCCGCUCCUGCCUGGACCGCCGGGGCCACUGCCUCCACCGAGACCUGCUCCAUCGCGGCAGCUGCUGCUGCGCGCAUCUCGGCUCCGAGGAAGUUGACCCGGGCGGGCGGCUGCGGCAGGAUCUCGCCGCGCCUGGUCCCUGCGCAGCCCGCGCCUCCUCGCACACCCCCCGCUGCCUCCUGCGUGCUCCACUUUCCAUCUCCGCUAUUGUUACCGAUUGCAUUUUGCCGGCCAUCCUGCCUCUGAAACUUACAAAGAAAGUGUUGCAUCUCCCCCCGCCUGGAAGCGAGGGAUUGCAGCCUGCCUCUGCGGUGGCCGGAUCCCAACCCCCCCUCCGUUUCCUUCGGGUACCGAAGUGCUUCUGCCACCCCCAAGUGCCAUGUCGGAGCUGCUCAAGGGAAGAAGGGACCUCUGAGACGUGCCCACGCCUCUGCACCUGCCGGGAGCUGCCCGUUCCCCGGUGGCCACUUUCCCCGGCCGAAGCUGCACCGAGGAAGCCCCUCUGGUUCUCCGAGGCCGGAGCGCUGAGGCUGGCUUUGGGGGAGGAAUAUUAGACUAGGAGGAGUCUGCGCGCUUUUCUCCCAGAAAAAAAAAAAACCCGCGCCUUUCCAUCGCCGCUAGUUCGCUGCUGGGUCCCAGCUCUCCCCCACCCCACCCACUUCCUGUGCUCGCCCGGGGGCGUGUGCCGCGCGGCUGCAGGAGGAGUUCGGGGAAGUUGUGACUGUCGAGGAUGGGGGUCUGUGGGUACCUGUUCCUGCCCUGGAAGUGCCUCGUGAUCGUGUCUCUCAGGCUGCUGUUCCUUGUACCCACAGGAGUGCCCGUGCGCAGCGGAGAUGCCACCUUCCCCAAAGCGAUGGACAACGUGACGGUCCGGCAGGGGGAGAGCGCCACCCUCAGGUGCACCAUUGACAACCGGGUCACCCGGGUGGCCUGGCUGAACCGCAGCACCAUCCUCUACGCCGGGAACGACAAGUGGUGCCUGGACCCCCGCGUGGUUCUCCUGAGCAACACCCAAACCCAGUACAGCAUCGAGAUCCAGAACGUGGACGUGUAUGACGAGGGCCCGUACACCUGCUCUGUGCAGACGGACAACCACCCCAAGACCUCGCGGGUCCACCUCAUCGUGCAAGUAUCUCCCAAAAUUGUAGAGAUUUCUUCAGAUAUCUCCAUUAAUGAAGGAAACAAUAUCAGCCUCACCUGCAUAGCAACGGGCAGACCAGAGCCCACGGUUACCUGGAGACACAUCUCCCCCAAAGCCGUGGGCUUUGUGAGUGAAGAUGAAUACUUGGAGAUCCAGGGCAUCACGAGGGAGCAGUCCGGGGACUACGAGUGCAGCGCCUCCAAUGACGUGGCCGCACCCGUGGUACGGAGAGUGAAGGUCACCGUGAACUAUCCACCGUACAUCUCUGAAGCGAAGGGGACAGGCGUCCCCGUGGGACAGAAGGGGACCCUGCAGUGUGAAGCCUCGGCAGUCCCCUCCGCAGAAUUCCAGUGGUACAAGGACGACAAAAGGCUGGCUGAAGGAAAGAAGGGGGUGAAAGUGGAAAACAGACCCUUCCUCUCGAAGCUCAUCUUCUUCAAUGUCUCAGAGCACGACUAUGGGAACUACACGUGUGUCGCCUCCAACAGGCUCGGCCACACCAAUGCCAGCAUCACACUCUUUGAACUAAAUGAGCCCACAAGCUCAACUUUGUUGCAAGGCCCAGGCGCCGUCAGCGAGGUGAGCAACGGGACGCCGAGGAGGGCAGGCUGCCUUUGGCUGCUACCUCUCCUGGUCUUCCUCCUGCGCCAGUUUUGAUGUGAGUGCCACGCCCGCACCAGGGAAGCUGCCGCCACUGCAACCACCAACCCUCCAGCAAAGGCACCUCCGACAGCAAGAGCAAACCCCUUUCCAACUAAGAUGUAAUCAAACGCCAUUCCGAGACACAGACGAUUGGGACACACAUUCGAGGGAGGGGAACAAAGAACACUUUGGGAAAUCACGUUUCAAAAGGAAAUCGAAAAAUCGAUCGCCUUGCAGGCCGGGCAGAUAUGUAGGUACAGCUGAGUUUUCUUUCUUUUCCCACAUGGGAGGAGCGCACCCCUGGCUUUGGAUACCCGCCCGCCAGCUGCAUUGUUUCCGGGGUGGAGGAGGGCUCAGCCGCUCUGCCCACUCCAGGGCCCCUGCCAAGGAAAAUUCUGGAGUCGGCCGUCCCCAAAUUCUAUCCGUCACUAGAAGCGAACACAGAGUGAGGCGUGCGCCCCCAUGUGCCGCGGGGUCCCCCCCGCUGUAGACUGUGCCACUGUCGUGUGUGCUAUGAAACGCAAAUUUAAAAAGCAAAUCAAUAAAAAGGAACCUAAACAAAACAGCCUGAUGGCGACCAACCCCCACAGUCAGCAGUCACACAGGCCCCGUUCACCUCUGUGUUCCCCUCACUACAUGGGCAUCGUGGAUCAUAAGGGAUUCUGGUUCACUGUUAAUUCUAUUUUCUGACGUGAGUCUAGGACUUAGCUGGAAAACAAGGCAACACUAAACACCACACACACAUGAAAGGGGUGACGAGAAGUAUGUUUGUUAAAAAAAGAUGAAAAUGAAUAGUGCACUUCUUAACUAGGUUUACAACCGGUGGACCCCACGCCGGGCAUUAACCGCCCGGUGAGGAUUUGGCGAAUCCACCAAAACAAAACACACACACACAUAUGAUUUAACCAACACGUCCACCAGCGCUACAGCUUUCUCCUCAUCCUGGCAUUUAAUGCAGACACGACUAUGCUUCUCCGUGCUGUUUAGAAGUGGAAGGGGGGUCUGCACCCGACCUUGCGUUUGUUGGCUCUGCUUCUUUUGAUGACAUAUAUUAUACAGUAUAUAUAUACAUAUAUAUACAUAUAUUUUUUUUGUUAAGAGUUCUAGCCCUUUUCUUUCUCAGCAGGUCCGUUCUCAGACAUUACUGCAUGCUGUAUAUGGCGUUAGCUGUGUGUUGACCUUCUAAAAGAUGAUAGAGUUUACUGGUACUUGUGUAAUCAGCUCCUGCCUCUAUUUUUUUUCUUUUUUUUCCUUUUUUUUGCGCGCGUUAUCCACAUGUCAGAGACAUUUAUACGCAGUGAAACGAGAAAACGACACUAACACCAGGCACAGCCUCUGUUCCAGGUGUGGCUCCCGGAGGGGGUCCGCCCAGGCGCCGCCCCCUCCACCCCGCACAAACACGCCACCGAACCAGCUAAACAGCCAGUAACCACUCGCUCGAGCCCUAUGGGAAUCUCUGAUGCCUUUGUGACCACUGGAGAAUUGAACCCUCUUGGUUUCUUUUAUUUAAUGUCCCACCUGUGUGUGCGUGUGUAUGAAAGAGAAGAAAAUGCAGUUUUUAGAUAAUCUUUUUUCCUCCCCCCGGAGUCUGGGGACCAGAGAGGCCUCGGGGAGGGGUCCUGGGUGUGAUGAGGGAAAGUGGGAUUGGGGUUCGGGGAGGGAGGGGUUGUCUCUGACUUGACAUUAAAAAGUGUUCCAUGUCCCUCUUCA
Messenger RNA from Myotis lucifugus (little brown bat), 3503 nucleotides. RefSeq names its product neurotrimin (gene NTM). The transcript is spliced from 8 exons. Bases 741 to 1808 code for a protein of 355 amino acids. NCBI's taxonomy places the organism in Eukaryota, Metazoa, Chordata, Mammalia, Chiroptera, Vespertilionidae. The record is from RefSeq and is a predicted model, not a curated record. Gene Ontology annotation, cellular component: neuron projection.